GCAUCGAUAGGGCUGGAUGUAUGAUUAGCUUAAUAUUGGUAAAACAGUUAUCGUUCGGAAGUCGGUAAAGUUAAACGUACCUAGGUUGAUCGGUCCGCGAAACGUUGAGAUUGCAAAAUUUCAUUGAGUGACAAUUAUUACAUCAAGGAAUUGGGGGUAGAGUGAGUUACAAGUUGAAAAAAUCUUAUUUUUUAUUACGACGAUUUAUUCAAGUAAAAUAAGAAUAAAAAAUGUGAACGUGGUUUUUGGAAUCAAUAAACGUGUAUGUACAUACAAAAUAACUGAAAUUGAGUUGAGUAAUCAGUGAAUCAGUGACUAUAAUCCUAAACAACACUAAAAGCUAGAAACAGUUUCCAUCCCCCGUUGCAACAUGAAGUUGGAGGAUUUGAAUUUUAAGAAGAUUACAAUCAUUUGUGCUUGUACGCUGGUUGGUGGGCUAACAUUCAGUUUUGGUAUAUUUCCAUCGUUGUUGAAGUUUAUGUUGAAACAGAAUGUACUCUUGAAACCAGGCACCCAGAUGCGCGGAAUGUUCGAAAAGAUACCGUUCCCGCUCGAUUUCAAAAUUCACAUCUUCAACGUGACCAACCCGGACGAAAUAAUGCGUGGCGGUAAGCCGCGCGUCAAGGAUAUCGGGCCGUUCUAUUUCGAGGAGUGGAAGGAGAAGUACGACACGGAAGAUAACGUAGAAGAGGACACGUUGACCUUCACGCUGAAGAAUACCUUCAUAUUCCGGCCAGAUCUAUCAGCGUACACAGGUGAAGAGAUGAUAACGGUGCCGAAUCUAUUGCUACUGGGCGCACUGCUAACAGUGCAACGAGAUCGCGAAGCCAUGAUGCCGUUGGUAUCGAAGGGGGCCAGUAUCGUGUUCGCACCGAUCAACGGCUUCCAGACUCUACGGGCGAUGGAUUUUCUGUUCGAUGGUUUUCCGGUCGAUUGUGGUAGUCAGGACUUCGCGUCCAAGGCGCUUUGCUCCGGACUGGAGUCCGAGGGAUUGAUGGCUCCGCUGAAUGAAACGCAUUUCAAGUUUUCGAUGUUUGGAAUGAGAAACGGAACGGAUGCAGGUCGGUGGGUUGUCUAUCGGGGAGUGAAGAACGUUAGAGACCUGGGAAGAGUCGUGAGUUACAACGAUGAAAUCGAAAUGGAGAUAUACGAUGGUGACUCUUGCAAUCAGUACAUUGGGACUGAUUCGACCAUUUUCCCUCCUUUUUUGACGAAGAAUGACAAACUGUGGGCUUGGUCGCCCGAUAUUUGCCGAUCAAUGGGGGCGCACUAUAUCGGUAAAGCUAAAUACGACGGGAUGCCGAUGAGUUUGUUCAAGUUGGAUUUUGGGGACUUGAAGAACGAACCGGAAAAUCACUGCUUCUGUCGGGAUCCACCGGAUGACUGCCCUCCGAAGGGAACUAUGGAUUUGGGCCCCUGCCUGGGGGCUCCAAUCUACGGUUCCAAGCCACAUUUUAUCGAUGGAGAUCCGAAGCUGUUGCAGGAUGUUGAAGGACUAGAACCGAAUGACGAAGAACACAACAUUUACAUUCACUUCGAACUGAUGUCGGGAACUCCUGUGGUGGGAAGGAAACGUCUGCAGUUCAAUCUACAAUUGGAACCUGUGAGAGAUCACGAAAUUCUCGGUCAACUACCAACGUUGCUGUUACCCAUGUUCUGGGUAGAGGAAGGCGUAGCAUUGAAUAAAACUUGGACCAAUCAGUUGAAGUAUCAACUGUUUCUUGGCCUAAAAUUCAACGCAGCUGUUAAAUGGAUCACAAUCAUAAUUGGAACGAUCGGAUCGAUUGGUGGUGGUUUCAUGUAUUAUAAGGGAUCAACGUCGAAAACGAUGAACGUUACUCCGGUGACGGUCGAAAGUAGCAAAGGAGAUGUCCCCCGGGCGGAAAAUGGAGGCAGCGCUGGUUCCAAACCGGUAAAGGAUUUGGUCAGCUUGAACAACAGUCGCAACUUGCCACCCGUUAUCGAUGGGUUGAAUAAGCCGCCGAAGGUGAUAGCUACCGAGAUGCAGCAGGAGAGGUACUGAGUUCGUUUGUUAUGGCAGUUUGCAGGCUAAAUUAUGAACCUUAUCAUUGUGAUGUUUAAGGCACAUUCAGUACUUGAAAUCUAAAGCAUUCGUAAUCUGAAUAAACGUUUCAAAAGCAGACUAUCACAUUUUUGAAGUUUUCUGAAUUACAAAUAAUAAUAAUAAAAUUAGAUUUUUUCUCUUUCGAAAAA
Wyeomyia smithii (pitcher-plant mosquito) is the source of this 2214-nucleotide messenger RNA. It is a transcript of the gene Snmp1, whose product is annotated as sensory neuron membrane protein 1. Gene Ontology annotation, molecular function: scavenger receptor activity. The coding region runs from base 371 to 2023 and encodes 550 amino acids. NCBI's taxonomy places the organism in Eukaryota, Metazoa, Arthropoda, Insecta, Diptera, Culicidae. Gene Ontology annotation, cellular component: cytoplasm; membrane. The transcript has 7 exons. The record is from RefSeq and is a predicted model, not a curated record.